AUGGAGAAGGUGGGACGAAACCAGCAGCAGGAGACUGUUGCUCCUUUUGGUCAUGCGGUACCUAACUCUACCGAUACCCCGCAGCCCGUCAAUCCAAUGUUAGUGACUGGCAAAGACAAUGAGAUGCCUCGAAAGGAACUAUAUGGUUUCAGCCAAUCUUUAUGGAAUCUCAUCCUUCAGACGGGGGACAUUGCCGUUCUACCGACUUCAGAUGCAUUAUCAAAGGCCCGCAUGACUCUCCUUGAUGACCUUCCCGAUCGAGGAUAUGGGUUGGAACGGACGAAAGACCACUUACUUUAUGACAUUGUACCGGCAUUCAACGCGAGCAGUCUCAGUCCAAACUACUACGGUUUUGUAGUUGGCGGCGUGACCCCGGCCGCUCUGUUGGCUGACAAUGUCGUUUCGGUGUAUGACCAGAAUACCCAAGUUCAUAUGGAGGAACACUCGGUUGCCACGGACGUUGAGUUCAAAGCUUUAGGCCUUGUUGUAGAUUUGUUGAAACUGAAACGACAAGCCUGGCAUAAUGGAACUUUCACUACGGGAGCGACCGCGAGUAACAUAUUAGGUUUGGCUUGUGGAAGGGAAUAUGUGCUGCGAAAAGCAGCCCAACGACGUGGCAGUCCAAUCUAUAGUGUGGGAGAACACGGACUCUUUGAAGUCAUGCAAGCCGCUGGUCUGUCAGGAAUUCAAGUCCUUUCUACAAUGCCCCAUUCCUCAGUUGGGAAAGCAGCGGGAAUUCUAGGAAUAGGACGAUCCAACAUGAAGAGCAUCUGCACUUCUCCUAAUAACCCUCUCGAAAUUGACAUGGAGCUGUUAGAGAGGGAACUUUCAAGAACAGACAAAGCUAGCAUUGUGUGCGUCUCCUGCGGUGAGGUCAACACAGGCCAUUUCGCGACAAACGGCGGCAAGCAGAUGCGCGAAUUGCGGCGAUUGUGCGACAAGUACGAUGCAUGGAUCCACGUUGACGGCGCAUUUGGAAUCUUCGGUCGUAUACUGGAUGCAUCAGAAGAGGAAUAUGCAGCUGUCACCCGAGGAUGUGAAGGCGUCGAACUCGCAGACUCAAUUACGGCUGAUGCCCACAAAUUCCUCAAUGUGCCUUAUGACUGUGGCAUAUUCUUAUGUCGGUACGCAUCAAGCGCCCUUUCAGAGGAUGUCUUCCGCAACGCAAAUGCGGUAUACCUCAGUUCAGCAGCUAGUGGCGCCUCCCAGGUCCCAUCACCGUUUAACAUUGGUCUGGAAAACUCGCGACGUUUACGAGCACUACCCGUUUAUACCUCGCUAAUGGCAUACGGAAAGAACGGCUUCAAGACCAUAUUAGAGACGCAAAUCCGUCUCGCGCGCAUGAUUGCUGGCUGGUUAUACGAUCAUCCUGCGUACACACCUCUCCCACUCGCCGCAAGUGAAGAUGACCUCUGUGCUCAGACAUUUAUGAUCGUGCUGUUUCGCGCAAAUGAUGAGGCACUGAAUCAGCAAUUGACUAAGAAGAUCAACGCUACGUCGAAGAUGUAUGUUUCGGGUACGUCUUGGGAAGGGAAGCCGGCGUGUCGAAUCGCUAUUUCGAAUUGGAGAGCCGAUGUGUUGAGGGAUUUUGCGCUUGUCACGGAUGUGCUGGAGCAUGUUGCUUCGAAUGGUAAUUGA
Talaromyces marneffei is the source of this 1638-nucleotide messenger RNA. RefSeq lists its product as uncharacterized. NCBI's taxonomy places the organism in Eukaryota, Fungi, Ascomycota, Eurotiomycetes, Eurotiales, Trichocomaceae. Gene Ontology annotation, biological process: carboxylic acid metabolic process. The coding region runs from base 1 to 1638 and encodes 545 amino acids. Gene Ontology annotation, molecular function: carboxy-lyase activity; pyridoxal phosphate binding. The transcript is spliced from 2 exons. The record is from RefSeq and is a predicted model, not a curated record.